AUGAAAUUUUUAAGCUUAUUUUCAACGAUCUUUAUAGUACUUAUUACAAGAGUUUUGGGCUCUGAAGUAAUAUCAUUAGAAGCUUCUACUUUUAAUCAAACUAUUUCUAAAGGAAAUUGGUUUGUUGAUUUCUUUGCACCAUGGUGCCCUCAUUGUCAGGUUCUGGAGCCAAUAUUUUCGAAAUUGGCUGCUGAACAUGGUGAUUCUUUUGAAUCAAAGGAUUUUCACUUAGCCAAAGUAGAUUAUUUGUGUGAAUUGCAUGAAGUAGAAGGUUAUCCCACAUUGAACUUAUAUAAAAAUGGUGUUAAAAUAGAUGGAUAUCUUCGAGCCAGAGAUUUUAAUUCUUUGUUAGAAUAUGCAAAGACAAAAUCUGAGGAGGAAUAUGAUUCCAAACCUUCUAAUGAUAAUACUGAUGUAGCGAUAGCACCUGAAGAGGUGGAUAUUCCUGAUGUUGAUUUAUCUCCACCAAAUCCAUCUGGCUCUGUUGUAUCUUUGACUAGUAUCAAUUUCGAUGAUUUAACAAAAUCUGGUCCUUGGUUUGUAAAAUUUUUUGCUCCAUGGUGUGGUCAUUGUAAAAACUUGGCUCCUACUUGGGAAGAAUUGGGUCAUAAUUUACAGAAUAAAGUUAAUGUUGGAAAAGUGGAUUGUACAACUGAGAAAGGAUCAAGGCAAUUACAAAGCCUUCAAGAAUUCGUUGAGCAAGUUGCAUCUGCCCGUUUAGUAGAUAUAACUUUGGAUGAUUUUGAUAAAGCCAAAAAGAUCGAUGAUAAUAUUAUGAAAGGAUUAUCUCGUUCUUUCUUUUCGGUUAAAUUCUAUUCUAGCAAAGAUCCUAAACUUGCUACCUCGCUAAAAGUUUAUACUCUUCCAUCUUUAAUAGUCAUAAAGGAUGAUCUCCAAAACAGUUACACUUCCUUAAAUUCUGUUGAUCCUUUCGAUGAUAUUGUACCUUUAAAAACUUGGGUUCAAUCGGAAAAAUAUCCAUUAGUACCUGCCAUAGAUUCGGAAAAUUAUGAAGAUAUAUUGAGUGGUGAUAGAUUAGUGGUUUUAGGUGUAUUGAGACCAACUGAUGUUAGACCCUUCAUUAAAGCUAAAAAUACUUUAAAAGCUGUAGCAAAACUUUAUCAUCAACAAACUAAAAAACGUGGAAGUUCUGAAGACAAUCGUGGUGUACUAUUUGCGUGGUUGGAUGGUGACAAAUGGGAAAAUUAUAUUUAUAGUAUUUAUGGUUUAAGUAAGAAGGAUUUACCAACCGUUAUAAUUUCUGAUCCUCUGUCUAGUGAAUAUUUUGAUACCUCAAAAAGCGGUGACAAACUCACAUUAAGCCAUCAAGCACGAUUACUUGAAUCUAUUAACGACGCAAAACUCGGUAAUCUUGAAGGAAAGAGUACAAUUGGAUUUACGGAAAAGAUGUUUAGAGGUAUAUUUUCAAUGGGCUCUGAAAUUCAGAAAACAUUUGCUUAUCACCCAUUACUCUCUCUGGUAUGUUUGGUAUUGAUAUUUGGUAUAUUUUGGAGGAGUUGUUUAAUGCCGCAAACGCGGGAUGGUCGCUGGCGAGACUUUGAACGAGGAUAUGAUAAAUUUGAAUAA
Molecule: messenger RNA, 1587 nt
Organism: Cetraspora pellucida
Lineage: Eukaryota; Fungi; Glomeromycota; Glomeromycetes; Diversisporales; Gigasporaceae
Source: the annotation of a GenBank genome assembly